GGAAGUAGAAUUGUUAAACUCCUUCUUUUUCCUUUCGCUGGUUACCUUCCACCCGAGGAGGACCGAAUAACGAUGGCUCUUUAUAACUUUAAGAAGAUUAUGGUGGUUCCCACCGCAAAGGAUUUCAUAGACAUCACAUUAUCGAAAACCCAAAGGAAAACCCCCACGGUUGUACAUAAGCACUAUCAGAUCCAUCGCAUCAGGCAUUUCUACAUGAGAAAAGUGAAAUUCACCCAGCAAAACUAUCACGACAGGCUUUCUCAAAUCCUGACGGACUUCCCAAAGCUGGACGACAUUCACCCGUUUUAUGCUGACUUGAUGAAUGUGCUGUAUGAUAAAGACCACUACAAGCUGGCCCUGGGACAGAUAAACAUAGCAAAGAAUCUGAUUGACAAUGUUGCCAAGGACUAUGUGAGGCUAAUGAAGUACGGGGAUUCCCUGUACCGCUGUAAGCAGCUGAAGCGGGCAGCUCUGGGCAGGAUGUGUACCAUCCUGAAGAGGCAGAAACAGAGCCUGGAGUACCUGGAGCAAGUGCGGCAGCAUCUCUCCCGUUUGCCAACCAUUGAUCCCAACACAAGAACCCUCCUGUUGUGUGGCUACCCCAAUGUUGGCAAGUCAAGCUUCAUCAACAAGGUAACCAGAGCGGAUGUGGAGGUACAGCCAUAUGCUUUCACCACCAAAUCCCUGUUUGUCGGCCACAUGGACUACAAGUACCUACGCUGGCAGGUGGUUGACACCCCUGGGAUCCUGGACCACCCGCUGGAGGAGAGGAACACCAUCGAGAUGCAAGCCAUCACCGCCCUGGCCCACCUGCGCUCGGCCGUGCUGUACGUCAUGGACGUGUCCGAGCAGUGCGGCCACACCCUGGAGCAGCAGCUGGAGCUCUUUAACAACAUCAAGCCCCUCUUCGCCAACAAGCCUUUGAUCGUGGUGGCCAACAAGUGUGAUGUGAAGAAGAUAAACGAGCUCUCGGAGGAGAACCAGAAAAUCUUUACAGAUAUCAUUGCUGAGGGCAUUUCUGUGAUCGAAACCAGCACGUUGACCGAAGAGGGGGUGAUUCAGGUCAAAACCGAGGCUUGUGAUAAGCUGCUUACUCAUCGUGUCGAGACGAAAAUGAGAGGAAAGAAGGUGCAUGACGUUCUCAACAGGCUGCACCUGGCUUUGCCUGCCAAGAGGGAUGAGAAGGAGCGACCUCCUUUUAUUCCGGAAGGUGCCAUGGCUCGCAGGAAGGCAAUGGAUGUCGAUGCGCCUAAACGCAAACUGGAGAAAGAUCUGGAGAUGGAGCUAGGUGAUGAUUAUGUUCUGGAUCUCCAGAAAUACUGGGACCUGAUGAAUGAGGAGGAGAAGAAGGACACAAUCCCUGAAAUAUGGGAAGGCCACAACAUUGCCGAUUACAUUGACCCUGAAAUAAUGAAGAAACUCGAGGAGCUGGAGAAAGAGGAGGAGCUCAAGGAGAAGGCCGGGGAGUACGACUCUGACGAGGAGAGCGAGGACGAGGAGAUGCAGGAGAUCAGGCAGUUGGCCAAGCAGAUCCGUGAGAAGAAGCAACUGAAAGUUUUGCAUUCCAGAGAGAAGGACAUUCAUGGCCCCAGGAUGCCCCGAACCGCCAAAAAGGUGGAGAGGAAGACCCUAGAGAAAGAGAUGGGUGAUCUUGGCCUUGAUAUGAACAACACAGACGAUACUCAUUAUGUAGCACAGGCCCGCAGAUCCAGGAGCGUCGCCAAGAAACGCAAGCGGGAGGUAUCCCAGGCCCCCACAUCCCGAACCCGCAGCCAGAGUGCUUCCCGCCCCCCGAGGGACAAGUCCGGAGUCCGAGAUGCAAAGAUGUUGAAGAAGGUCAAGACAAUAAUGAAGAACUCACAAAAGGGCAUGAACAGAAUGGGCAAAAAAGGAGAGGCUGAUAGACAUGUUUUCGACCUCAAGCCCAAACAUCUGCUAUCUGGCAAGAGGAAAUCUGGUACCAAUGACCGCAGAUAAUCUCCCAUAGAGAGAGUGAUGUCUUCUAUGCUGGCUCCACUCUCCACCCAGGGUGGUGUCUAACACGCCAGGUUGUUUAACUGAUUCUGCUUUUAUGAAAGCUAGAUUUUUACAGAUGCAAAUUGCUUUUUUUUUUCCUUCUUUUUUUUGCCCUGUUUCCUUCUUCAAGCAGGAUAUCCCCUGUAAUGUGGUGGAGAGCAGGGAACUUGACUGCUGGUACAAAGCAGGAAAAUGCAUUUCCUUUAACAAGGUGUAUACAAAUGAAAUGACUUCCUGCCAUGUAGAAAUGCCACACCAGUCUCUGUACUCUUCAGACUGAGUCUGUGGGCAAGUCCUGCCACAGUAUUAAUGUGGUCCAAAUGAAAUUCUUCCACAAGGUUAGUGAGUCGCCCUGUGAUGAGUACUGUGUAGGUGUUUCGAUCUGUAAAAGCGGAGGUUGUAGGAACAGAACAGAUUUCGGGAUUUCCAUUUAUGAGGCUUGUUGCAGGUCUGCCACAUGCUAUUUAAUUCCCUCAUACGAUUCUGAUUGUGAUUAUGAAUGCAUUACAGCAUAUGUGUUGGUGGACCUAAGAUGUAUUUGUACAGCCUAUUUAUGGAUAUCCAGGAAUGUAAUCUCUUUUCUUUCUGGUAAAUCAUCAUGGACUGUUCCCCCACAGUGACUAAUAUUAAAACAUUCAAAAUACAAA
Molecule: messenger RNA, 2663 nt
Organism: Conger conger (European conger)
Lineage: Eukaryota; Metazoa; Chordata; Actinopteri; Anguilliformes; Congridae
Gene: gtpbp4
Product: GTP binding protein 4
Exons: 17
Coding region: 73-1977 (634 amino acids)
Biological process (GO): ribosomal large subunit biogenesis
Cellular component (GO): nucleolus
Molecular function (GO): GTPase activity; RNA binding; GTP binding
Source: RefSeq, a predicted model, not a curated record